Racocetra persica is the source of this 192-nucleotide messenger RNA. The record is from the annotation of a GenBank genome assembly. NCBI's taxonomy places the organism in Eukaryota, Fungi, Glomeromycota, Glomeromycetes, Diversisporales, Gigasporaceae.
UAUAUGAAGAAUGUUUAGAUAUACCAAAGAAAUAUGCUAUAUUACAAGCUGUAGGGUCAGAUCAUGCAAAUUAUAGCGCGGCAAAGAGUAGAUAUCAAGCUUACGAGACAUGGUUAAAAACUGGAAAGUUGGUCGGAACUAAUAAUAAUGUAAAUUCUACAAAAUCCAAAAAUGGCGGGGGAGGUGAGAAGG